This is a messenger RNA of Colletotrichum graminicola M1.001, 1086 nucleotides long. RefSeq names its product replication factor C. The record is from RefSeq and is a predicted model, not a curated record. Bases 1 to 1086 code for a protein of 361 amino acids. Gene Ontology annotation, biological process: DNA repair; DNA-templated DNA replication. Gene Ontology annotation, cellular component: Elg1 RFC-like complex; Rad17 RFC-like complex; Ctf18 RFC-like complex. Lineage: Eukaryota; Fungi; Ascomycota; Sordariomycetes; Glomerellales; Glomerellaceae. Gene Ontology annotation, molecular function: ATP hydrolysis activity; DNA binding; DNA clamp loader activity. The transcript is spliced from 3 exons.
AUGCCUGCACAGAAGCCAAUCACAAAGCCGGAGGAGGCUGGCGAGUCCUCGACAUCUGCAGCAAAGAAGGCUCUGACGGCGGCUUCGAACGGUGUUCCGAACUACGAGCUGCCUUGGGUUGAAAAGUACCGCCCCGUAUUCCUUGACGAUGUUGUCGGAAACACCGAGACGAUUGAUCGGUUGAAGAUCAUUGCGAAGGAGGGGAACAUGCCGCACGUCAUCAUCUCUGGCAUGCCUGGUAUCGGAAAGACUACCAGUGUGCUCUGCUUGGCGAGACAGCUUCUUGGAGACUCAUACAAGGAGGCCGUCCUUGAACUCAAUGCCAGUGAUGAGAGAGGAAUCGACGUCGUCCGUAAUCGCAUCAAGGGUUUCGCCCAGAAGAAGGUCACCUUGCCCCAGGGCCGCCACAAGCUUGUGAUUCUCGACGAGGCCGACAGCAUGACAUCAGGUGCCCAGCAAGCCCUUCGCCGAACGAUGGAGAUCUACUCCAACACGACGCGCUUCGCCUUCGCCUGCAACCAGUCCAACAAGAUUAUUGAGCCGCUACAGUCGCGAUGCGCCAUCCUCCGGUAUGCCCGGCUCACCGACGAGCAGGUGGUCAAGCGGUUGCUGCAGAUUAUCGAGGCGGAAAAGGUGGAAUACAGUGACGAUGGCCUGGCUGCGCUUGUUUUCAGCGCCGAAGGCGACAUGCGGCAGGCCAUCAACAACCUGCAGUCAACGUUUGCCGGUUUCGGCUUCGUGUCGGGCGACAACGUCUUCAAGGUGGUGGACUCGCCCCACCCCAUCAAGGUCCAGGCCAUGCUCAAGGCCUGCUACGAGGGCAACAUCGACUCGGCACUCGACAGCCUCCGCGAGCUCUGGGACCUGGGAUACUCGAGCCACGACAUCAUCAGCACCAUGUUCAAAGUCACAAAGACAAUCCCUACGCUGAGCGAGCACUCGAAGCUGGAGUUUAUCAAGGAGAUUGGCUUCACACACAUGAAGAUAUUGGAGGGCGUGCAAACACUGCUGCAGCUGAGCGGCUGCGUCGCGAGGCUCUGCAAGAUCAACAUGGACCCGAAGAAGUUUGAAGUGCCCUCAAAAUGA